CAGUUUUGUUGUUUAUGCCGCUCGGUGGUCGUGGCGCUUUUGUCGUUGUCGGCUUGUUUUCGUGAUUGAUAGCAAAAUGAUAGGAAUUUCUAAUUUUGAGGAGGAGUGAAGCCGCAGAAAUGUCGUCCCCUCAACCUAUGCCGCCCCCUUCGCCAAUGGGGCCACCUCAGCAAGCCUCCUCCCCUAUGCCGCAAUCGCCGCAGUCGAUGGGUCCACCCCAUGGGCACCCUCCGUCGCAAAGCCCCGGCCCAGCGCAGUCUCCAGGGCCUAUGAACUAUCACGCGCCGUCUCCGCAACAGCAGCACCAACCCCAGCAAGCCCCUGGAGGUCAUCAAAUUCCUGGUUCGCAUUCCGGGCCAAUGCACUCUGGCUCUCAGCAGCACCAGCAACCUCCAGGCCCUCACAUGCAACACAUGGGAUCCCACGGAGUGCCCCCUGGACAACAGCACAUGAUGCAGCAGCACCCCUCUGCCAUGGGGCCACAUGGGCCACCCCACGGCCCUCCAGCCGGGUACAUGGGCCCUCAAGGCCCUCAUCCAGUGCAUCCCAUGCAAAUGGGGCCUCACCCAGGACACCAUGGCCCACAUCCAGGUCAGAUGGGGCCUAUGGGAAUGGGCCCUCACCAUGGUCCUCCCAGCUCGCAACUUUCUCAAAGCUCAGGUGUUCCUCCUGGUAUGCACCAGUCUGGCCCUCAGGGUCCUUUGCAUCAAGGGCCACAAGGACAAAGUCAGGGAGGAGCUCACCAGGGCCCUAGUGGAUCUCAUCCCUCAGGGCAGAUGCCUCCUGGAUCUCACCAAGGCUCGGGAGGCCCUCCUCAUCAGGGUCCGAUGCAUCAAGGUUCUCCUGGAAUGCAUCAAGGUCCACCGCAUCAAGGGCCAGGUCACCAAGUGCCCCAGGGGCCACACCAAGGACAUCCAAUGUCAGCUCCGCAUCAAGGCGUGCCACCGGGUCAUCACCCCCAAGGACCUCACCAGGGGCCAGGUGGACAUCAUCAAGGUCCUCCUGGAUCGCAUCAGGGUCCACCUGGGCCUCAUCAGGGACCUCCUGGUUCUCAUCAGGGUCCUCCAGGCUCUCAUCAAGGACCUCCAGGUCAACACCAAGGACCGCAGGGUCCUCAUCAAGGCCCUCCUGGACCUCACCAAGGUCCUCCUGGGCCGCACCAAGCACCUGGGCCACAUCAAGGGCCUCCAGGACCUCCUCAUCAAGGCCCACCAAAUUCUCACACUGGUCCGAUGGGACACCAAGGACCUCCUGGACCUCCCCAUCAGUCCAUGCCAGGGGGCCCUCAUCAAGGUAUGCCUCACCAUGGGCCACACCAAUCUAUGCCGCCUCACCAAGGUGGCCCACCAAUGCCCAUGCAUCCUGGACAACAAGGCUCAAUGCCUGGUCAGCAUCCUCAGGGUCCGCAUCCCCAAGGACCGCCUCAUCCUGGACAUCAGCCACCGCCACAGCAGGGCUACAAUCCGCAAGAAAGUUUGGGCGCAAUGCAAAGGGCCAUUGAUUCAAUGGACGACAAGGGCAUACAAGAAGACCCCCGGUAUGCGCAUCUAUCGUCCAUGCGAUCGCGGCAGGGCAUGCCUGGACAGGGAUACGGCCCAGGUCCUGGUGGUCCUAAUGAUGGAGGCAAAGGCUCAAACCAGCCCCCGCACAAUUUCUCCCCUCAACAGCUGCAGCAGCUGAAGGUGCAGAUCAUGGCAUACAGGAUGCUGGCACGAGGUUCGGCCCUUUCGCCACAACUUGCCAUGGCCGUUCAAGGCAAGCGAAUGGAGUGCAUUCCUGGAGCACCCAACCAACAGGGAGGACCGAUUCCCUCACCGAUGAUGGGCAGCCCUGGAGGUCAGUCGCCAGGGCCCCCUCAUAUGGGUUCUCCAGGGCCUUACCCUUCACGAGGUAGUCAGUCCCCAUCAGGGGCACCACAGCCCCCACAACCGCCCACGCCGCAGGGACCGCCAACGUCCCAGUCGCAGCCGUCACCUGAGAGUGGUGCUACCACAAGCUCCUCCUCCGGCCCUGCAAGCACCAGCAGCUCAGCCCCUCCUUCCUCCUCUGCUUCCCCGCAAAUGAGCCACCCUAUGCGUCCCCCCUGUCCCCCUGGGGGUCAGCCGCCCAACCAGUCGCCCAUGAUGGGCCAGAUGGCCCCCAACACGGGCGCUCCUCCUGCAGGCGUGCCGCCUCACAUGAUGCCCCGGCACUCGGGCCCACCGCCCAUGCACGGAGGCCCGCCCGGUCCGGUGGGUGGCUACCACCCCAUGAUGCCCCAACAGCGACCUGGCAUGCCCCCUCAGCACCUUCCCCCUGGGCAGCAACCCCCGCCUCAGCCUAAUGCUUAUCCUCCUCAAAUGCAAGGCCCUCCAGGUGCUCUGCAGCAGUUGCCACCCGUAGGGGCUCCCAUGCCCCCAGGCCAGCAGCCCUCCCUACAGCAGCAACAACAACUUCAGCAGCAACAGCAACAACAGCAGCAGCAGCAACAACAACAACAACAACAGCAGCAACAGCAACAGCAAAAGUCGCAAGUCAGGGUCACAACCCUUGCCAAACCAUGCGGAAUCGAUCCUAUUAUGUUGCUUGGCGAGCGAGAAAACAGGCUAGCUGCUCAGAUUGCAUACCGAAUUGAGGAGCUGACACAAAUAGCGCCUUCAUUGCCAGAAGAAUUGAAAAUUAAAGCUCAGAUAGAGCUUCGAGCCCUGAAAGUUUUGAACAUUCAAAGGCAGCUCAGGGCAGAGAUUGUUGCUUGUACAAGGAGAGACACAACUCUAGAAACUGCAAUUAAUAUCAAGGCAUACAGACGAACAAAAAGGCAAGGCUUAAGAGAAGCUCGUAUGACUGAAAAGUUGGAAAAGCAGCAGAAAAUGGAAGCCGAUCGCAAGAGAAGAAUAAAGCAUCAAGAAUAUCUAAACACUAUUCUCCAGCAUGCAAAGGAUCAUAAAGAAUUCUAUCGUAACAACCUUGUCAAAAUCGGUAAGGUCAACAAGGCAGUUAUGAAUUGGCAUGUGAAUGCUGAGCGGGAGCAGAAGAAGGAACAGGAACGAAUUGAAAAGGAACGUAUGCGCCGUCUCAUGGCUGAGGAUGAAGAGGGUUACAGAAAACUCAUUGAUCAAAAGAAAGACAAGCGCCUGGCCUUCCUUUUGUCUCAGACCGAUGAGUACAUUGGAAAUCUCACAGAAAUGGUCAAAAUGCACAAAAUGGAGCAGAAAAAGAAGCAAGUUGAAGAAAAGAAGGUGAAGAAACGAAAAAAGGGUGACACGGAGGGUGAAAAUGCCGACGACAAUUCUCAGUCAAACGAUGUACGUGUCAACGUCAUAGAAAAAGCUUCCGGCAACACACUGACUGGAGAAGAUGCUCCUUUGGCCAGUCAAUUGAAGGAGUGGCUCGAGCAGCAUCCUGGCUGGGAGCCUGAGGACGAAGAUUGGGAAGUGGAAUCUGACGAUGAGGAAUCGGCUGAAAAGAAGACCGAGAAAGAGGGCAAGAAUGGAGACGAUCAAGCAUCAGACCAGAAGAAAACAAUUCACAAGCCAAAGGUUGAGGAUGACGAGUACAGGAAAAACAGCGAGGAGCAAACUUACUACAGCAUUGCGCACACAAUAGGAGAAGAGGUUAAGGAACAGGCCUCAAUCAUGGUCAACGGUGAUCUCAAAGAAUACCAGAUAAAGGGCUUGGAAUGGCUGGUGUCUUUGUACAACAAUAAUCUGAAUGGCAUAUUGGCUGAUGAAAUGGGUCUUGGAAAGACAAUUCAGACUAUAGCAUUAAUAACAACUUUGAUGGAGAAAAAGAAAGUCAAUGGACCGUUCCUCAUCAUAGUUCCCUUGUCAACAUUAUCAAACUGGGUGUUGGAAUUUGAGAAAUGGGCUCCAACUGUUUUAGUCGUUGCCUACAAAGGUUCACCGCAAUUGAGACGAACUGUUCAGAGCCAGAUGCGUUCCACCAAGUUUAAUGUCCUACUCACAACCUAUGAAUAUGUCAUCAAAGAUAAAGCUGUCCUUGCAAAGAUACAUUGGAAGUACAUGAUCAUUGACGAGGGUCAUCGCAUGAAGAACCACCACUGCAAACUGACGCAAGUGUUGAACACACACUACAUAGCGCCACAUCGCCUGCUGCUCACAGGCACCCCUCUACAGAACAAACUGCCUGAGCUGUGGGCGCUGCUCAACUUCCUGCUGCCCUCCAUCUUCAAGUCAUGCAGCACGUUCGAGCAGUGGUUCAACGCUCCGUUUGCGACCACAGGCGAGAAGGUCGAGUUGAACGAGGAAGAAACCAUUUUGAUCAUCCGCCGUUUGCACAAAGUGCUACGUCCGUUCUUGCUGAGACGUCUCAAGAAAGAGGUUGAAGCUCAAUUGCCGGACAAGGUUGAGUACAUCGUUAAAUGCGACAUGUCCAGUCUGCAGAAGGUCCUCUACAGGCACAUGCAGAGCAAGGGAGUUUUGCUCACUGAUGGAUCCGAGAAAGGAGCUAAGGGCAAGGGAGGAGCCAAGGCGCUCAUGAAUACAAUUGUUCAGCUCAGGAAGCUGUGCAACCAUCCGUUUAUGUUCCAACAUAUAGAGGAGAAAUAUUGUGAUCAUAUAGGCUCCUCAGGACACACAGUUUCAGGGCCUGAUCUCUAUCGAGCCUCUGGCAAGUUUGAGCUGUUGGACCGAAUUCUGCCAAAACUGAAGGCCACCAACCACCGAGUUCUACUCUUCUGUCAAAUGACACAGUUGAUGACCAUACUUGAAGACUACCUUGGGUGGAGAAACUUUAGCUACCUUCGUCUUGACGGAACCACCAAGUCAGACGAACGAGGGGAUUUGCUGAAGAGGUUCAACUCAAAGGAGUCCACCUACUUCAUUUUCCUUCUGAGUACAAGAGCUGGAGGUCUAGGUUUGAACCUACAAGCAGCCGACACCGUCAUCAUCUUUGAUUCUGACUGGAAUCCUCACCAGGAUUUGCAAGCCCAGGAUCGAGCUCACAGAAUUGGCCAGAAAAAUGAAGUGCGAGUUUUGCGUCUGAUGACUGUGAACUCGGUAGAAGAGCGAAUAUUGGCUGCUGCUCGAUAUAAACUGAACAUGGACGAGAAAGUCAUUCAAGCUGGCAUGUUUGAUCAGAAGAGUACCGGGUCUGAGCGACAACAAUUCCUGCAAAGCAUAUUGCACCAAGAUGAAACUGAGGAAGAGGAGGAAAAUGAAGUCCCAGAUGACGAAACUGUCAAUCAAAUGAUAGCCCGCUCGGAGCAAGAGUUUGAAAUUUUUCAGCGGAUGGACCUUGAAAGGCGCAGGGAGGAAGCAAAGCCUGGCCCAAACAGGAAGUCUCGACUGAUCGAAGAGAGCGAACUGCCAGAUUGGUUGGUAAAGGAGGACGAUGAAGUGUUCCAGUACGAGGAAGAGGAAGAAAAGUACUAUGGUCGUGGUACACGGCAAAGGAAGGAGGUCGAUUACACAGAUAGUAUUACUGAAAAGGAGUGGCUUAAAGCUCUUGAGGAUGGAAGUGAAGAAUACGAGGAGGAGACAAAAAAAGUACGAAAGAAGACUCGUAAAAGACGUCGCAAGGGUGAGGACGAAGAAGAAGACGACGUCAAUGACAGUUUGGCUGGGUCCAGCUGUGCCAGUCCUGCCUCUACUGGUGGCGGCGGUGGUGGCAAGAAACGCAAAAUGACCUCGAGUGACAAAAAAAUGAAGAAUGGGCUCAAAAAGCUCAUGGAUAUAGUUGUAAAGUACACUGAUAGUGAUGAUCGUAUUUUGAGUGCACCUUUCAUGAAACUGCCAACAAGACGGGAACUUCCAGACUACUAUGAGGUUAUAAAGAAACCGCUGGACAUAAAGAAAAUUCUUGCUAGAGUUGAAGAUGGAAGGAUCAAUGAUUUUGAUGACCUCGAGCGAGAUUUUAUGCAGUUGUGCAAGAACGCACAGGAUUAUAACGAGGAAGCCUCUCUGAUUCACGAAGACUCGAUAGUCCUGCAGUCGGUCUUUACCAAUGCCAGGCAGAGACUUGAGCAAGAGACGGACUUUGGAAAAGACGACGACUCUGUUGCCCAAGAUGAAGAAUCUGAGGAAGAAGCAGAGCCGGCCAAAAAGGGCAGAAAACCAAAGGGGCGCACACCUGGCCCUAAGAAGAAGCGUGGCCCCAAGAGCAAAUAUGUGAGUGAUGAAGAGGACGACGAAAUGCAGGCAGGUCCUUCCACCUCAUACAAUGGAGAGAACUUCCCCAGUGUAGUCUGAGAAGAAAUGUGCAUCAAGCAAGCAACUCGAAAUUCCAGUAGAUUUUACUCAUAGAUUUCUUUUAAAGGGUGACCAAUAGAAAUUCCGUAAAGAUCUGCAUGUACGCAUAAAACUAAAAAGGUGAAUUGUGUAAUUUUGAACAAUUGUAAAUGAAAAUUUUAUUUUGAUUUUGUGACGUUCAGCAAGAUUUGCUGAGUUUGUUUUUAAUAGUCGUGGCAAUGAUUAAAAUUUUGAAAUUUGCUAAUUUUAUUACUUCCGUUUCUCCAUGUGCAUUCAGAUGAAUAUAAUAUUAAAUUAAACAACAA
Neocloeon triangulifer is the source of this 6493-nucleotide messenger RNA. RefSeq names its product ATP-dependent helicase brm-like. The record is from RefSeq and is a predicted model, not a curated record. Lineage: Eukaryota; Metazoa; Arthropoda; Insecta; Ephemeroptera; Baetidae. Gene Ontology annotation, molecular function: transcription factor binding; ATP-dependent chromatin remodeler activity; histone binding. Gene Ontology annotation, biological process: positive regulation of transcription by RNA polymerase II. The coding region runs from base 120 to 6188 and encodes 2022 amino acids. The transcript is spliced from 23 exons. Gene Ontology annotation, cellular component: nucleus.